AUGGUGUUUGGUGAGUUUUUCCAUCGCCCUGGACCAGACGAGGAACUUGUCAACUUGAACGUGGGGGGCUUUAAGCAGUCUGUUGACCAGAGCACCCUCCUGCGCUUCCCUCAUACUCGCCUAGGGAAGCUGCUCACCUGCCACUCCGAAGAGGCCAUCUUGGAGCUGUGUGAUGAUUACAGUGUGGCUGAUAAAGAGUACUAUUUUGAUCGGAACCCUUCCCUGUUCAGAUACGUUUUGAAUUUUUAUUACACAGGGAAGCUGCAUGUCAUGGAGGAGCUGUGUGUGUUCUCCUUCUGUCAGGAGAUUGAGUACUGGGGCAUCAAUGAGCUCUUCAUUGACUCCUGCUGCAGCAACCGUUACCAAGAACGCAAGGAGGAGAACCAUGAGAAGGACUGGGACCAGAAAAGCAAUGACGUGAGUACCGACACCUCCUUUGAAGAAUCCUCUGUGUUUGAGAAAGAGCUGGAGAAGUUUGACCAGCUGCGAUUUGGUCAGCUCCGGAAGAAAAUCUGGAUUCGGAUGGAGAACCCAGCCUACUGCCUGUCUGCCAAGCUGAUCGCCAUCUCCUCCUUGAGUGUGGUGCUGGCCUCCAUCGUGGCCAUGUGUGUCCACAGCAUGUCAGAGUUUCAGAAUGAGGAUGGAGAGGUGGAUGACCCAGUGCUGGAAGGUGUGGAGAUUGCAUGUAUCGCUUGGUUCACUGGGGAGCUUGCUGUCCGGCUGGUCGCUGCUCCCUGUCAAAAAAAAUUCUGGAAGAAUCCUCUGAACAUAAUAGACUUUGUCUCCAUUAUUCCCUUCUAUGCCACGUUGGCAGUAGACACCAAGGAGGAAGAGAGCGAAGACAUUGAGAACAUGGGCAAAGUGGUCCAGAUCCUUAGGCUCAUGCGAAUUUUCCGAAUUCUAAAGCUUGCCCGGCACUCUGUAGGACUUCGGUCUCUAGGGGCCACGCUGAGACAUAGCUACCAUGAAGUUGGGCUGCUGCUUCUCUUCCUGUCUGUGGGCAUCUCCAUCUUCUCUGUGCUCAUCUACUCCGUGGAGAAAGAUGACCACACAUCCAGCCUCACCAGCAUCCCCAUUUGCUGGUGGUGGGCUACUAUCAGCAUGACUACCGUUGGCUAUGGAGACACCCACCCGGUCACCUUGGCCGGGAAGCUCAUUGCCAGCACGUGCAUCAUCUGUGGCAUCUUGGUGGUGGCCCUGCCUAUCACCAUCAUCUUCAACAAGUUUUCCAAGUACUACCAGAAGCAAAAGGACAUUGAUGUAGACCAGUGCAGUGAGGACCCACCAGAGAAGUGUCCUGAGCUACCUUACUUUAACAUUAGGGAUCUUUAUGCACAGCGGGUGCACGCCUUCAUCACCAGUUUGUCUUCUGUGGGCAUUGUGGUGAGCGAUCCUGACUCCACAGAUGCAUCGAGCAUCGAAGACAAUGAGGACGUUUAUAACACUGCAUCCUUGGAGAAUUGCACAGCAAAAUGAGCAGGGAUGUUUGUGCCUGUAUCUUGUGUCCCUUCCCGACAUUAGGUUAACACAGCUUUAUAAACCUUAAUAGGUUCGUUAAAAUCAUUUAAUUCUCAG
Molecule: messenger RNA, 1575 nt
Organism: Oryctolagus cuniculus (rabbit)
Lineage: Eukaryota; Metazoa; Chordata; Mammalia; Lagomorpha; Leporidae
Gene: KCNS3
Product: potassium voltage-gated channel modifier subfamily S member 3
Biological process (GO): protein homooligomerization; potassium ion transmembrane transport; action potential
Cellular component (GO): membrane; voltage-gated potassium channel complex
Molecular function (GO): voltage-gated potassium channel activity; protein binding
Source: RefSeq, marked provisional